Drosophila nasuta is the source of this 387-nucleotide messenger RNA. Its product is annotated as odorant receptor 42b-like. Gene Ontology annotation, biological process: sensory perception of smell; detection of chemical stimulus involved in sensory perception of smell. Gene Ontology annotation, cellular component: plasma membrane. The record is from RefSeq and is a predicted model, not a curated record. The transcript has 2 exons. The annotation marks the transcript as partial. Gene Ontology annotation, molecular function: olfactory receptor activity; odorant binding. Lineage: Eukaryota; Metazoa; Arthropoda; Insecta; Diptera; Drosophilidae.
AUAAAACGCAUUCAAAGAUUAAGAUGCGAUGGUGAUAAAAGCGAGGAUAAGAACUACGAGGAACUGACUGGCUGCAUCAAGGAUCACAAACGGAUACUAGACGACUUGUUGUCGGGUAUUGCAAAUCUAGCCUAUAUUUUUGGCUGCUGUUACCAGACAUUCCCCUUUUGUUAUAUCUGCAAUUUCCUGGAGGAAGAUGUUGAUCGACUUACUUUAUCAAUUUUUCAGUCGAAUUGGUUGAGUGCAUCACGAAGUUAUAAAUUAUCUCUAGUUUACUUCUUGCACAAAGCUCAACAACCACUUAAAUUUACAGCUGGCAGAAUUUUUGAAAUCUCUUUGCGCACUAAUAUAAGCGUAAGUAUUUUAAGAUUUAGUUCUCUAAUAUGA